AUGAAGCUCUAUUUUCUUGCCUUUGAGGAGCUGACUGCAGUGGGUUCGAGUGAAAUUCUGUGCAGCAUGUUUUCUAGGUGGAACUGGGUGGCCUGUGGCUUCUGUCUGCUGUUGAAUAUUUGUUCUCCUGAUGCUUCAGGCGGACUUGUGCAGUCAUGUGGUCACAUCAUUCCAGAGUCACCUGUACUGGCCCUUGGUUCCAAUUUCACAGCCUUAUGCAUCCUGAAUGAGAGUUGUCUUGACUUUGGCAAUAUCUAUGCCAGUCAGAUUAUCUGGAAGAUCAAAAAUAGAGUGGUACCUAAAGAACAGUAUCGUGAAAUAAACAGAACAGUUUCCAGUGUCACAUUCAAUGACACUUCUUCACUGGCUACUCCUCUGACAUGCAACAUUUUAGCAGAUGGACAGAUUGAACAGAACAUUUAUGGAAUUACAGUUUCAGUGGGCUUGGCCCCAGAGAAGCCCAAGAACUUAAGUUGCAUUGUGCAUCAGGUGUCAAGAUUCACAUAUGUUAUGACUUGUACCUGGAACCCUGGAAGGCACACAUUCCUGGAUACUCAGUUCAGGUUGAGAUACAGCUGGCCAGAAGAGAUUUUUCCUGACUGUGUACCAAAGGAUGUAAACAAUUCUUGCACCAUUACUGAUAUUCAGUUCUUUGUUAACACUGAGAUCUGGGUAGAAGCAACAAAUGCACUUGGGAAGGCUGAAUCUGAUCCUCUUGUUGUUGAUCCUAUUGAUAUUGUUAAACCACUGUCUCCACAGAAUGUAUCAGUCAGCUCAGGAGUACUGCCUACUGUUCUGAAGCUUUCCUGGGAGAAUUGGAUUUCAGAUGCUGUGAUGACACUGAAAUUCAAUAUUCGCUACAGGAUUGUUGGUGACACAAACUGGUUGGAGGUUCCUUCUGAAGAUACAGCUUCCCCAAGAACUUCAUUCAGUGUUCAAGGUCUCAGACCUUAUACGGAGUAUGUCUUUUCCAUUCGUUGCAUGAAGGAAGAUGGAGUGGGCUACUGGAGUGACUGGAGUGAAGAAAAGACUGGGAUUACCACUGAAGAUAAACCAUCUAAAGGACCACCCAUAUGGAGGAUCAUUGAUAAAUCUCACUCACCAGCUUCCUGGACUGUGCAUCUAAUAUGGAAGGCACUGAAGCCAUUUGAAGCCAAUGGGGUAAUCUUGCAAUAUGAAGUGACUGUCAGAGAUAAAUCAUCUCUUUCCAAUCCAGUGAAGAAAUACAAUGUUACCAGCACCAAUCAGACCUUACAGCUGCCCGAAGGGACUUAUGAAGUGACUCUGAUUGCCCGUAACAGUGCUGGGGCCUCUCCUCCAUCAGUUCUGCUUAUCCCAGCAACCAAUUCAAAAGCUCCUGUGAAGAAUCUUAGAACAUUACCUAAACAUGACAAGUUGUGGGUAGGGUGGACUGCUCCUAACAGCUAUGUUCUUAAAUAUGUGAUUGAAUGGUGUCUGGUGUCCAGCAGCUCAGACUGCAUCAUAGAAUGGCAGAUUGCACUAGGAGAUGUUCAAGGUGUCGAAUUAAAAGGUAUAAAGCCUUUCAAGUGUUACUUGAUAACUGUGUACCCUCUGUAUGCUGAUGGUCAAGGAAGUGGACAGUCUGUGAAGGCUUAUCUUAAGCAAGAUCGUCCUUCAAAAGGACCUACUGUUCAGACAAAAAAAGUAGGAAAAGCUGAAGCUGUUUUGACGUGGAACCACCUCACAGUUGAGGAGCAAAAUGGAUUUAUCCGGAAUUACACCAUCCUUUAUAAAACUAUUGAUGGAAAUGAAACAGUUGUGACAGUGGAUCCUUCCAAAACAGAGUACACCCUUUCCUCUCUAACCAGUGACACACUGUAUACUGUGCGGAUGAUGGCAUCCACAGAUAAUGGGAGCAGAACCGGUCCCGAUUUCACGUUUACUACACAAAAAUUUGGAAAAGGAGAAAUUGAAGCCAUAGUUGUACCUGUGUGUCUAGCAUUCCUGUUGAUUGUGCUCCUUGGAGUUCUGUUUUGCUUCAACAAACGUGACCUAAUUAAAAAACAUAUCUGGCCUAUUGUACCUGAUCCAUCCAAGAGCAACAUUGCGCAGUGGUCUCCUCAAGUUCCAGCUAAGCAUAACUUUAAUUCCAAAGAUCAGAUGUACCCAGAAGGCAGCUUUACAGAUGUAAGCGUUGUAGAAAUAGAAGCUGACGACAAGAAGUCUUUUUCAGAGCAAGAUCUAAAACCCUUUGACUUGCUUAAAAAGGAAAAAAGUACUUCAGAAGGGCACAGCAGUGGUAUUGGAGGAUCCUCGUGCAUGUCUUCUCCUAGGCAAAGCGUCUCUGACAGCGAUGAAGGUGAAACAACACAGAACACUUCAAGCACUGUACAGUAUUCGACUGUAGUGCUUAAUGGCUACAGAGACCAGACACCUGUACAAGUCUUUUCAAGGUCUGAGUCAACUCAGCCGCUGCUAGAUUCAGAAGAGAGACCAGAGGAUCAUGCUGGAGGAGCUGACAGUCCAGUACAGAGGCAGCAGUAUUUCAGACAAAAUGGUGGUCAGGAUGAAAUCAACACAGACAGGCCAUGCUUUGAAAGAACAAAGCAGAUUACUCAUGCUAAUGAGGGAGAUCUUGUUGGAUUUGUUCAACUGCAGAUCUCAGGUCAGAGUUCACAGCCAUUGGGCCUUGGGAUGGAAAAAAAUACCCAGGAAGCUGCUCUAUCAAAUGUUUUACAGACAUGUACUGAAGGACAAACUGUGAGACCUGAGACAGUGGAAGAAAGCCCACUGUCAGUUGAUGAAAUGCCAAAAAGUUACCUUCCACAGACUGUGAGACAAGGGGGCUAUAUGCCUCAGUGAGAGAAAAGACUGGCUCUGUUUAGGCCUUCGUUAGUG
This is a messenger RNA of Cinclus cinclus, 2859 nucleotides long. RefSeq names its product interleukin 6 cytokine family signal transducer (gene IL6ST). NCBI's taxonomy places the organism in Eukaryota, Metazoa, Chordata, Aves, Passeriformes, Cinclidae. Gene Ontology annotation, biological process: cytokine-mediated signaling pathway. The transcript is spliced from 16 exons. Gene Ontology annotation, molecular function: cytokine binding; cytokine receptor activity. Bases 1 to 2823 code for a protein of 940 amino acids. Gene Ontology annotation, cellular component: external side of plasma membrane; signaling receptor complex; membrane. The record is from RefSeq and is a predicted model, not a curated record.